UCAGGACCAAGGGGAGCAGUAGGCUACUUAGCCACCCCUGUCCCGAUACCCGGGUCAUAUUUUAAGAGGUGAUAUAAUCAAAACUUAGGGCGAUUAAAUGUUAGGGUGGACGUCUCCGUGACGUUUCACUUAUUAGUUUUCUCUUACCACCUCUCAGUUUUCGGAAAAGUCGCGACAAUGGAGGUGCCCGAAUUUUUCCCACCUCCUGAAAACUUAACGGCGGCUGUCGUGCACCCGUUAUGCGAAGAAUGGAAGGGGGGAUCCGAGGUUGCCAUCUUCCACCUCGCCAGUAUCUUCCUUGUUUUGGGGUUCAUGGGAGGGAGCGGGUUCUAUGGGCUCCUCUACUUGUUUACCUUUCUGACGCUCGGUUUCUUCUGCACAACCAUUUGGUCAUGGUCGGACGACUGCACCACCGACACCUUUUUGUGGAAUUUCGCUCUCUUUGGGGUAUGUGCGGUUCAAGUUGUGCACGUCGCCUACCGGCUGAGGAACGUUACUUUCGAAAAGGAGUUUCAAGAUCUGUACAGCUACCUGUUCAAAAAGCUGGGGGUGUCGCUCACCCACUUCGGCAAGAUAGUCGCCUGUUGUGAAGGGGACAUCCACACUAUAGAGAAAGACCACUGUUUUGCCAUGGAGGGCAAGACUGCUAUUGAUAAGCUGUCCGUUCUUCUGUCCGGCAGAAUUCGUGUGACAGUAAAUGGAGAGUUUUUACAUUACAUCUAUCCUUUCCAGUUUCUCGAUUCACCUGAAUGGGACUCUCUCCGGCCGUCAGAGGAGGGACUUUUCCAGGUGAGGAUCAGGAUGUCUGCCUCUCCAGAGAUGACCAGUAGCCUGUUCUACACCACCCUGGCCCCCCUGCGGUCGGCAGUCCCUGGGUCUGUACCCGGGGCUGGAGGUGGAGGUCUGGUGAUGACCCCCAUGGAGCCCAACACAACCUCCUGUGAGGAGUGGGAGGAGGCCCACCACCUGCUCUUCCACCUGGGGAACCUGUCUCUCCUCCUGGGCCUGGUCAUCCCCACCACCCUGACCCUGCACAUGAUCCUGCUGCGCCUCAUGCUGAUGACAGGAAGCUGUCUGUUCAUCAUCUGGGCAACGCUGUACCGGUGUAACUUGGAUGUCAUGGUGUGGAACGUGGUCUUCCUGCUGGUCAACUUCAUGCACUUCUUCUACCUGGUCUACAAACGCAGACCUAUUAAGAUUGACAGGGAGCUGAAGUCAGUGUACAAGCGGAUGUUUGAGCCCCUUCACGUGCGCGAGGCCCUGUUCCAGAGACUGACGGGCCAAUUCUGCACCAUCCAGAGCCUGAAGAAGGGACAGGUGUAUGCUGCCGAGGACAAGACCUCCGUGGACGAGCGCCUCAGUAUCCUCCUUAAAGGAAAAAUGAAGGUGUCAUAUCGAGGUCAUUUCCUCCAUAACAUCUACACAAAUGCCUUCAUCGACUCCCCUGAGUUCAGAUCAACCCAGAUGAACAGAGGAGAAAAAUUCCAGGUGACCAUCAUGGCGGAGGAGAAUUGUAAGUUCCUGUGUUGGUCCAGAGAGAGGCUCACCUACUUCCUGGAGUCUGACUCCUUCUUGAACGAGGUGUUUAGGUACCUCAUUGGCAAAGACAUCACCAACAAGCUGUACUCGCUCAACGACCCCACUCUCAGUGACAAGGCAGCGAAGAAGAUGGAGCGUCAGCCCAGCCUGUGCUCCCAGGUCUCUAUGAUGCAGAUGAGGAACAGCAUGGGCAGCACCAGUGACACCGACGACAUCCUGAACCAGAUCCACCGUGGAGGCUCCAGUGGCUCUUCAUAUCAAAAAUCUCCUGCCUCCAAGACAUCCAAAACGAUGAAGCCCAUUGAAGAAAAAAUAGAAGACGACGUCUUUAUAGAGUCUGAGCCAGACUCUCCUGUUAAGAAACGCCACACCCCCACGACAGCCAUAGAGGAGGUGUAAGGAGAUGUGACAUUAUCCUACAACAACAGUGUGACCACCCACCUAUCCUGUAAUCUGAUACAGACCCUGGUUUGUUAUGGUAGAAUAACUUAAAACAAUAGCUUGAAAAAGGCUUUUACAUUAUCAAAAUAUCCAUCUACAUAUAGCUGGAAAACAGAACUGUACAUUUUAGCAUCUCACUUUGUCUUGUAGUGUUUGGUAUUAUUGUGAGUUUGUAGCUGUUGUACUUUUUAAAUCCUGUUUGAUUGGAUGUUGUACAAUGCCUUUGCUUAGCUCUUAUACUCAGUGAGUGUUCAAAAAGUAUUACGUGUCACAACCAAAACAUUUUAGUGUAAGCACAACCUCUGAGGAAGGUUUCUUUUAAACCUUUUACUCAUUGUGUUACAUAUUGUGUGAUUAAUUCUCUUAUUUAUGCACUGAGCUUCUGCAGUGUUGUGUUUUGAUGAAUGUAAAGAUUUAACAAGUUAAACCUCCUGGUCAAUGCUAA
This is a messenger RNA of Salmo salar (Atlantic salmon), 2425 nucleotides long. Its product is annotated as popeye domain-containing protein 1. The record is from RefSeq and is a predicted model, not a curated record. Gene Ontology annotation, molecular function: cAMP binding. Gene Ontology annotation, cellular component: sarcolemma. Lineage: Eukaryota; Metazoa; Chordata; Actinopteri; Salmoniformes; Salmonidae. Gene Ontology annotation, biological process: skeletal muscle tissue development; heart development; regulation of membrane potential.